ACGCAGAAAGAGCUCAUGAAACGCAUGCUUUAUGGUGUUAAAAUGCUGACCGGACUAAGUUUGUUAGGUUAACUUUCUAUCGUUAUAUUUUCAAUUUUUAUUGAUGCAGAUUUUUUGACAUCUUUUUAUACAAACUAUGUUGCCAGUUCAUACUUUAAAUAAUGGACAACAAAUACCGGGGAUUGGAUUGGGAACAUUUCAGAUGAAACAAGUGUCAGGGGAAGAUUUAAUUCACAGAACUAUUGAUACAGCAAUCCACUGUGGCUACAGGCUCAUUGAUACUGCUGCUGUAUACCGGAAUGAGGCAGAUAUUGGGGAGUCACUGAAAAACCUUUUGCCCAAGUAUGGUCUCUCCAGAUCUGAUAUUUUUCUGACAAGUAAACUGUCCCCCAGAGAUCAUGGUUUUGAUAGCACAGAAAAGGCUUUUAUGAAGUCAUUGAAGGCACUAGACUGUGCAUAUCUUGACCUGUAUCUUAUACAUUGGCCUGGUGUUCAAAAACUCAAGAGUGAUGAUCCUAGGAAUGCGGAGCUGAGACAAGGAAGUUGGAAAGCUUUAGAGAAACUUUAUAGCACUGGUUUAGUCAAGUCAAUUGGAGUAUCAAACUACACUGUAGAUCAUCUGGAAGAACUUCUUCAGUAUUCAACAGUCACACCUGCUGUUCUUCAGGUUGAAUUCCAUCCCAUGCUUUACCAGAAAGAUUUGCUUGAAUACUGCAAGAGUAAAGGAAUUCAGUUGCAAGCAUACACCUCUUUGGGUCAAGGAAAACUUUUGGAGGAACCAACUGUGUGUACCCUGGCCGCAGAGUACAGAAAAUCAACAGCUCAAGUGCUUCUGAAAUGGGCUCUUCAGCACGAUGUUGGGGUUAUUCCAAAAUCUGUUAAGGCUCAACAUAUUAAAGACAACAUCUGCCUCACCGACUUUCAUCUUUCUGAACAUGACAUGGAGGUGCUUGGCCGGAUGCACUCCAACACCCGUUUUUGCUGGGAUCCUACGAGAGUGAAAUGACUUCGGUUAGACCUGGAGUUUGCAAAUUUUGGUAUAACUACGUUAUACAAUGGACUGUGAGCGGUUAGCUUGCAUUAAAUAAAGGCGGUACGGAGGACGGAAGGACCGAACUGAGCGAGGAAAAAUUCAUCCAAUGCCAAGCGCCGGUGAUCACCUUGCUACCAUCGUGGGAUAAUGUGCAGCAAGUGCCAAGCGCGGAGAAGCAUUCAACAGGCGCUGUACACGGGAAACGAACCUACUACCAACACGUUGCAGAUACACAAGUACUCGGCGAAAAACGCAGGAAAACAUUGAGCUUAAGGACAUCUGGCGAAGUUUGAAUAAGUCGCAAGAGUUAAAAAUCAACAAAUAACUAGGAUAUACAGUUUAUCUGUUCCAACUUAUAAUGAGUUGAAUGCAAUGGUUUAACUUUUGAAGAAGAAGCUCUAUUUCAUAGUAUGUUUUACCAGGUAAUUCACUGAAAUAUCGAGCCAAGGAGAAAGCUGUUAAUCAGGAGCAACUGGAAAAACGAAAAAAAUCGCAGAGUGCUCUUUGACUAGGCAGUGGAAAGGCGAGAAAAGAGCUAAGAGCAUUCCUUUCAAUAUUUUCCGGGAUGUAAGUCUCUUAAUCGACUAAAAUAAUUAUGUCUGUCUACUGGCUUGGGACAAUAUUAACUGAGAACGUUUGCCUAAAUAUGUUAUGCCAGAUUUGAUAAAAGUGAGUCAAGCGCCUCGGUGAAUUAUAAAAGCUGGUGUUUCCGAUCGCUAGCUUUCUGUUGGACUUAAAGAAAAGUUAUUUUGUAUUAACAUCGUGAUUACAUGAUUAGUGGGAACGUCAGCUUUUCAAAUUUCGCUACCGUGGGUUACUUACUUUUAUCGAAAUAUAGUAAACUGAAACAAACCUACUGUUUGACAUGCCAGCGGACGCGGAAUUACAGUUUCUCUAGAAACCAUAUUACAGUUUACAGUAGAUUUGCAGUUUUUCUUUGGCCUUUAAAAUAUAAAAAUUGUGGCGUUUCUUAUAAAGUCAAAGGUUAAGAUUAGUACACGUAAUUCAUUAUUUUUUUACAUGUGACAUUUGCAUGAUAGUUGUGUAUCGUUUAUUUACCUCAGCCUACAAUAUAGAUUUAAAACUCCAAUGAUCAAAAAGCUUCAUGGAUUACCGAGACAAACAUAGGCUAUUUUUAUGAAUAACUUUAGGAAUUUAAGGUGGCUGGAGACAGUUUUCCGUCUAUUGACUGUAUUAAAAGCGCUCAAAAACUAAUUUUCCCUCUUCGCAGUCAAACUAAUUCCACACAUGUGUUGACUAAAGGAUGGAAGUUUGAAAUAGUGGGCGGGCAUAGCAAUCGAUUCUAUUAUGCCAAUGUUAUGGGAAAAUCCCGUUAAACAAUUUUGGGACGGAAAAUAAAAAGGCGAACGUGAGUUAGUUUUAAAUCAA
This is a messenger RNA of Pocillopora damicornis (cauliflower coral), 2422 nucleotides long. RefSeq lists its product as uncharacterized. NCBI's taxonomy places the organism in Eukaryota, Metazoa, Cnidaria, Anthozoa, Scleractinia, Pocilloporidae. The record is from RefSeq and is a predicted model, not a curated record.